AUGGAUUCCUUCCAGCCGCACCUCCGCUGCCUCCCCCAGACCCUCCUCUUCCUCGUCCUCCUCGUCGCCUCCAACCUCCUCACCUUCUACUACUUCUCCUCAUCCCCUCCAACUCCUUCCCCCUCCCAAUUACCCUCCCCAGCGGCGCCGCUGCUCUCCGAGCGGGUCGCUGCCGCCCAUCUCCCGCAAGAGUUGACGGCUUUCACGUCCCCGCAGCCCCUGCCCUUCGGCCGCAACCCCAACCUCGACUCCGACGUCCUCCGGCCCCCCGUCGGCCACCCCUGCCUGCUCUUCCCGGACCAGCUGUCGGCUUCUCUUACUUACCUCAACCGCUGCCUGCCGGACGUACGAGCUGACGUUCGCUCAGAGCUACCUCCUCUCGGGGGCUGCGAGCCGCUCCCCAGGCGCCGCUGCCGCCCGCAGCCCCCGCCGACCGCCCGCCCACCCUUCCCGACCUUAUGGUCCUCCUCCUCGCCCGACCGCAGCGUCUCUGACCGCCUACUCCUUGUGACUGCAUCGACGAACCCGUUGGACUUCGCCAUCGACGAAGUCCUGGCGGCGGCGUCCCCGCCCGGGUCGAUCCGCAUCGGGCUCGACAUCGGCGGCGGCUCCGGGACCUUCGCGGUGCGGAUGCGGGAGCGCAACGUGACCGUGGUGGCCACCACCAUGAACCUCAACGGCCCCUUCUCCAACUUCAUCGCGGCGCGCGGCAUCGUCCCGCUGUACAUCAGCAUCUCGCAGCGCCUCCCCUUCUUCGACAACACCCUCGACAUCGUCCACUCCAUGCACGUGCUCAGCAACUGGAUACCCACCACGCUGCUCCACUUCAUCGUCUUCGACAUUUACCGUGUUUUGAGGCCAGGUGGUGUGUUCUGGUUGGACCAUUUCUUCUUCGUGGAGGGGCAAAUGGAGGAGUAUGUGGGAGUGAUCGAGAGCGUGGGGUUUAAGAAGUUAAAGUGGGAGGUGGGGAGGAAGCUCGACAGGGGUCCGGAGCUGAAGGAGAUGUACAUCUCGGCGCUGCUCGAGAAGCCGUUGAAGAAUUCCUGGUAG
Ananas comosus (pineapple) is the source of this 1050-nucleotide messenger RNA. RefSeq lists its product as uncharacterized. The transcript has 3 exons. The record is from RefSeq and is a predicted model, not a curated record. Gene Ontology annotation, molecular function: S-adenosylmethionine-dependent methyltransferase activity. Lineage: Eukaryota; Viridiplantae; Streptophyta; Magnoliopsida; Poales; Bromeliaceae. Bases 1 to 1050 code for a protein of 349 amino acids.